Molecule: messenger RNA, 1134 nt
Organism: Lachancea meyersii CBS 8951
Lineage: Eukaryota; Fungi; Ascomycota; Saccharomycetes; Saccharomycetales; Saccharomycetaceae
Source: the annotation of a GenBank genome assembly
AUGCCACCAUUAAACCCUAUGUUUACAAGAUUCGUUUCCAGCAAAAUGUCUACAACGUUUAAGUCGCUGGUGUACUCGUCGCACGACGUCCAAGACUGCACGAAAGUGCUGUCGCUGCACAAAUACCAGCCUCAGGGUCUAGAGAACUCAAUAGUGCUUCGCACGUUAGCUUUUCCUAUCAAUCCGUCCGAUAUCAAUCAACUGGAGGGAGUUUAUCCAUCGAAACCUGCAAAAACGCUCGACCUGGGCACCGAGCAUCCAAGUGCCAUUGCUGGUAACGAAGGAGUUUUCGAGGUAGUUCACGUUCCCGACAACACGCAAGUUCUCAAUGUGGGAGAUAUGGUUAUCCCUUUGCUGGCCAAUUUUGGUACCUGGUCUACUCAUCGCUCUUGCAAGGAUGCCUCGCAACUAGUAAAAGUAGAAGGCUGCGACAAGGUCGCCGCUGCUACCAUAGCGGUCAAUGGGUGUACUGCUUACCAACUGCUCAAUAAUUACGUUGACUGGGACCCUAAGGGCAACGACUGGCUCAUUCAAAAUGCUGGUACGUCCUCAGUGUCCAAGAUCGUUAGCCAGCUGGCAAAACUGCAGAACAUCAAGACACUCAGCAUCAUCAGGGACCGCGAUAACUUUGACGAAGUAGCUCACGAGCUGGAGUCCAAGUAUGGUGCUACGAAGGUCAUCUCGGAAUCUCAAAAUAACGGCAAAGAGUUCAACAAAGAAGUGUUACCUUCGAUCUUGGGCCCCAACGCGCACGUCAAACUGGGUCUCAACUCGGUUGGGGGCAAGUCCAGCUCAUCGUUAGCUCGCAAGCUUGGCCAGAACGCUACAAUGUUAACAUACGGAGGCAUGUCCAAGAUGCCUGUGACUUUGCCUCCCUCACUACACAUCUUCAAAGGUCUGAACAGCUUGGGCUUCUGGGUGACCAAGAACUCGCUAGAGGACCCUCAGAACAAGCGAGACACGGUUAGAAAGGUGGCUAGCCUGUACGCAGAAGGGAAACUGAUCUCACCCAAGGACGAGGUCAGAAAGCUAGAAUGGGACCCAAAUACCAUGUCGGAUGACGAAGUGCUACAACUGAUCAAAUACGGCAUCACUCAGAAGGGCAACAAGAACGUGGUGACGCUCAAAUGGUGA